Molecule: messenger RNA, 1738 nt
Organism: Aspergillus welwitschiae
Lineage: Eukaryota; Fungi; Ascomycota; Eurotiomycetes; Eurotiales; Aspergillaceae
Exons: 5
Coding region: 316-1317 (333 amino acids)
Molecular function (GO): zinc ion binding; DNA binding
Source: RefSeq, a predicted model, not a curated record
UUUGGCGUGUUCCGUUGGCAGCAGCGCCAGGCCUUCGCUCAUCUUUCGCUCUGUCCUGUCCUCCCUCCCUCUUCUUUCUCCCCUCGCUCUUCUUUAUUUGACCCCAUUUCUUUUCCAUCUUCCCCUUCUCUUCAUUUCCAUCUUUUCUGUGUUGCUUCUUUCUCGUUGGGUCGGUGGAGUCCCAAGGUUACAAAUACACCCUUCGAACCCGGGCGCGAUCGCACCCAUAAAUCUUGGUUCCCUCUCAGCACGCAAGUUUAAGUUUCCCGCACGCAGUAUCACCAUCCUCUGUGCUGCCCGUGUUGCUGUUAAAAUAUGGGUGCCUAUCGUCUCGAGCAAGCCUCAACCGGCCGCGCCGGUUGCAAAAACAAAGAAUGUAAAGACCAGGGCAUCAAGAUCCUCAAGGGCGAGUUGCGUCAUGGCUCUUGGGUUGAUACCGAACGGUUUCAGAGCUACUUCUGGCGUCACUGGGGCUGUGUCACCCCCAAGAUCAUUGCUAAUAUGAUCGAAACGGUCGGUGAAGAAGGCGAGAGAGACUGGUCAGCCUUGGAUGGCUAUGACGAACUCCCUGAAGAUUUGCAGGAGAAGGUUCGCAGAGCAUUGUUGCAGGGCCAUGUUGAUGAUGAAGACUGGAAGGGGGAUGUCGAAUUAAAUCGGCCUGGAAAGACGGGAUUCCGGAAGCGUGUGACCAAGAAGGACAAGGACGAAACCCCAGAGGAGUCCACUCCAAAGAAGGCCACUCCUCAGAGUAAGAAACGCGCUCGCGCUGAGCCCAAGGAGGAAUCCGGCUCUGAAGCUGAGGAAGAAGACACCAAGGAAAAGCCUAAGGCUAAAAAGGCCACUCCCCAGACCAAGAAGCGCGCUCGUGCGGAGCCUAAGAAAGAAGCCGAGUCUGAGGCUGAAGAAGAGGUUACUAAAGAGACGCCUAAGACCAAGAAGGCCGCUCCCCAGACCAAGAAGCGUACCAAAGCUGGAGCCGAAGCCGAAGCUGAUGAAGCUAAAGACACGCCCAAGACUAAGAAGCCCAGAAAGAACAGUGCUGCCUCCAAGCAAGCACCUGUCGAGGAUGACGAGUCCGAUGCUCCUCUGGUCGAAACGAACAAGAAGGCGGCCGCCACCAAGGGUAAGCGGGGCAAAGCUGCUGCUGCUGCUCCUGCUGCUGAGGAGCCCGCCACUACUCGUCCCAAAAGGGGCAGACCCGCGGCAAAGAAGAAGCAAGCCCCCGUUGCUGACGAUGAGGGUGAAGCUGAGCCUGAAGCUGAGCCUGAGCCUGCCGAGAAACCAAAGCGGACAUACAAGAAGAGAAAGUCUACCUAAGAAAUUGGUGCGGUCCUGGAAUUCAGGCAUUAGUGAGCUGGUCAUGUAGAAGAAGGUAUGAAGGGGAGUGCUUUGUUUCGGUCUAUUCUAUCAUUCAUCUUUCCUUUCAUAUGUCUUGUCUUCUAAUUGUCAUUUUCUCCUGCUAUGUGCUACCUGUGAUAUUGAUAUCGGCGUCAAUACUGUGCAUUUCAACACUGUCACUACAUUAAGACUGUCCUAUGUUGUUCCUGCUGGCGUGAGCGUGACUAUUCUGUGUGUACAUGCAUGCUGUGCUGGUAUAUCCAGUCUCAUAUUUCUAUUGUCAUGUAUCUUGUCCAGCGGUUCUUGUAUCUAAUCAGUCAUGUCAUGGUUAUGUUAUGCGUUUGAUAGGCUGUAAUAUUAUCACUAUUGCUGGGGCAGGCAUUUCAUACCUGGCUUGACU